GCCAACCGUGAUAAAAUUGUGGGAAACUAUGGGUAAUAAUGACAGCUAUUGCUAGUUAGGUAAAAAAUAAUCAACCAACGCUUCAUCAAAUCCGAAUCCGUUUGUUCGAUGGUAAGAAACAAGGAAAGGAAAGCAAAAUAUCAACGAAUUGAAUAUCUUCCCAUUUUUAAAGUCGGGUGAUGAGUUUAACUGGGAUCGAAAGUACGAUCGAUUUAACUCAUCUUUGCGUCCAGCGUUAUGUCUUGGAACCCUUAUAAAUACAAUGAUGUUGUGUAACAAUAUAAUACAGAUUGAAGUUCCAAUAAUACACGAUCGCUAUAAUCUCACGCACACAUAGCGACGUGCGCACAUAUGGGUUGAAUAAUCUGUAGAAGAAUUGAUUACUCUGGAUUCAAAGGGGCUGAUCGGGUUUAGAUAAUUUUAGGCUCCGCUUGCGGCUUUUGUUAUAGUUAAUAUGUUGGGUGAAUAGUCUUAAAGUCUAUGUAGAUUUUAAUUGAAUGCAUAUCACCUCUAUUUUUAUGAAAAUAAUCGUUUCCAUGGUUACUAAUGGGUAUCAGUUGUUAUGUCAAUAUUGUUUGUGACAGACGACAGACAAUCGACGCCCAAAAGAAGUAAAUAUUACAAGUCGUAAUUUUAUUUAUAUAAGGUUGCUGUGUAAGUUGCUGUGAAAAUGGAUAAGCCUUUAACUCAGGACGACUUCGCAGCGAUCGAGGAUCAGUUGAAGGAUUGCGUGGAACAGGACAGGAAGUAUUGGAGAGUCAACGAUGUGAAGUGUGACGCAAUAUAUACAGCAAAGACUUAUGAGGAGUUUGCGGAUCGCGUGGCCGCUGCACACCUGCGCCCUCUAGAGCGCAGUGACUACCAGAAGAAGAAGAGCAGUGGGUGGAACCAGUAUGCUCUGAGAGAAAAGAAGGAAUAUGAUGAAUAAACUCAUGUAGAAUUAUGAUGA
This is a messenger RNA of Trichoplusia ni (cabbage looper), 949 nucleotides long. Its product is annotated as coiled-coil domain-containing protein 103. Gene Ontology annotation, cellular component: outer dynein arm. The coding region runs from base 671 to 928 and encodes 85 amino acids. Gene Ontology annotation, biological process: epithelial cilium movement involved in extracellular fluid movement; determination of left/right symmetry; inner dynein arm assembly. The record is from RefSeq and is a predicted model, not a curated record. NCBI's taxonomy places the organism in Eukaryota, Metazoa, Arthropoda, Insecta, Lepidoptera, Noctuidae. The transcript has 3 exons.